Messenger RNA from Rhizophagus irregularis DAOM 181602=DAOM 197198, 1730 nucleotides. RefSeq lists its product as uncharacterized. Lineage: Eukaryota; Fungi; Glomeromycota; Glomeromycetes; Glomerales; Glomeraceae. The record is from RefSeq and is a predicted model, not a curated record. Gene Ontology annotation, molecular function: ATP binding; protein kinase activity. Gene Ontology annotation, biological process: signal transduction; protein phosphorylation. Gene Ontology annotation, cellular component: cytoplasm.
UUUUUUUUUUUCUAUUUUUCUUUUUACUUUUCGCAAAUAAUAUUUCAAUAUUCACCAUGCCUGCUGAUGAAUUUGAGAUUUGGAUCGAGGGAGCCAUUUCUAACACACAUAUUAAACACUUCGAUUAUAAACAUUUUCGAAAUAUUGAAGAAAUCGGUAAAGGUGGAUUUGGCAAGAUAUAUCGUGCGAAUUGGAAAAAUUCGGAACAACAUUUAGCAUUAAAAUUGCUUUCAAAUCUAGAUGCUGUUGUUGCUAGGGAACUUGUUCAUGAGUUAAAACUUCAUCGUGAUGUUGAUUUUCAUGACAAUGUAAUCCGUUUUUGUGGUGUUACGAUAGAUGAUGACACGAACAAAUAUAUGUUAGUGAUGGAAUACGCCGAUGGUGGCACUCUCAAAGAUUAUUUGACAGAAAAUUUUUAUAAUCUUUCUUGGAAAGUUAAAUAUAAUUUAUCUUUUCAAUUGGCUAGCGCUAUCUUAUGUUUACAUGAUGAAGGCAUCGUACAUUGCGAUUUACAUUGUGGUAAUGUAUUAAUCCGUCAAGAUACGCUUAAAUUGGCAGAUUUUGGACUCUCAAAAAGAAUUGAUGAUGCGUCAAAUUCUUCAGAAAAGUUAUUUGGCAUAAUUCCUUUUAUUGAUCCAGAAAAAUUCGGAGGUUGUAGUCAAAAUUAUAAACUAAAUGAGAAAAGUGAUGUCUAUAGUGCUGGUGUAUUGUUAUGGGUGAUAUCGAGUGGCCAAUAUCCAUUUAAUAAUAGAAAAUAUGAUAUUAAUUUGGCUAUAGAAAUUUCAAAAGGGUUAAGGGAAACCCCCAUUACACAAACACCUGAUGAAUUUUUAAAAAUUUAUACCAAGUGUUGGGAUGGUAAGCCAACAGAACGUCCAACAAUGCAACAAGUAGUUGCUAAAUUAAAAGCAAUCAUCACAAAAACAAAUGGGACAAAUGGGACAAAUGGGAUAACAGAAUAUUCUCAAGUGGAAGAUUCAAGCAGCAAUGUUAUUGCAAAUUCUGUUACUUCCGCUGCUACUUCAAGUAUUAAUAAUUCCUUACAUGGAGAAUUAUCUGGAAUAAUAGAAAAUUUUGGUAACAUGGAAUUAGAAUCCAAUAAUAAUUCUAGCGUUUCAUCAAACAUAUCAACCAUUGAAAAAGUUGUUAAGAUAUUGUCAACGGUUAAUGACGCUGAUGGUGUAAUAAAUAUAACUGUACCGUUUCCACCUCAAAUAACUGCCGAAGAGAUUUUAGAUCGAAAUAAAAAAAAAGAAAGAAAAAAAGUUCCAAACAAAUUCAUGAUCUACCGUAUGGCGUAUGCUAAGGAAUUAAAGACACAAAAUAUAAGCAAUAUUAAUUCAUUUAAUAUAUCUGUUCUCGCAGCUUCAAGAUGGAGCAGUGAACCUGAUGAAGUUAAACAAGCAUAUAAGGAUAUAUCUAAUAGAGUUCGUCAAUUAGAAAUUAUUCGAAAUUCUAUUGAUAGUAAUACUGUUAAUACGUAAAUUAAAAAAAAAAAUAUUUUAAUGAGAUAAUUUUUUAUAUGAUCAAGUUAAUAAAUAUUGGAUUAUACUAUAUUGUACUUGUUAUUGUUGGUUUAUAUUUUAUAUAUAACGUAACGUAAAAUAAAUUUAUUACCGGAUGAAUCUGUGGAUUGAUCGGAUAUACUGAUAAUUGUAAUAAAAAAGCGAAAAAAGCGAAUAAAAAAAAAUUUUAAUUUCUUUUCUAAUAAAAAAAGAAAAAAAUUUUUA